AUGCAAGGAUAUUGCAUAUGCAAGCAUUUGCAAUAUGCAAGCAUUUGCAAUCCGGAUGCACCCGAACGUGUCCGGACCCGGACGAGAGCUACGGCACCCUCGGGACCGCAGGGACCGCGCCUCGUCGCGUCCGUGACCGGCUCGCGUCCGGGGCUCGUUGGAAAGUCGCGCUCGAUUGGAUGGUUCCGGAGCUUUGCGUUUUCGUUAGCGCGCACCCUCUUCACAAUCAGAGGUCGCGGGUUCGAGUCGCACUCCGCGAGUUUCGAGUUGCACACCGAAACGCGAGGAUGCGAGGACGACAGGUCGCGGGUUCGAAUCACGGGUCGCACACGAGUUGCAGGCGAGGAUGCUAGGACACGAGGACACCAGGACGUGAGGACGCGAGGAUGCAAGGGCACAUGGACGCGUGAGCGUGUGGGCAUCUGUCCAGUGCGGAUGCAACCAGAAAGGUGCAGGCGCGAGCCAACCGGACGCCUGAGCAAGUGGCGGUGGAUCGAGCAGCAGCUGCAGCGUGAUGGGCAGAUGCACGAGCCAACCGGACACCUGAGCAAGUGGUGGCGGACCAAGCAGCAGCUACUGCUCGGCGGACGCAUCCCGGAGGCUGCUCUCGCACGCUAUGAUGGUGGAGACGUGCCGGAAAUCAAUCAGGAUGGGCAGCAUCUGGAGUGGCCUACCGUGCUGGAAGCCAACAUACUGGGGCUGGGCCAUGUGCAGCAGCAGAUCUACAUGCUUAAGGUUAAGAACCGGCCGCCUGACUUGCAGCCCAUCACCGUCACAAUGCACAAGAUAGCCAUGGCGAACCCAUCACUCGAUCAGUGGGUGGACACCAUCCCAUGCUCUGCUGUGUCGUUGCCGGAGAACAUCACCGUCCUCUGCAUGGAUGUCGUCAGCAGCAAGGAGGAGCUGCUAGAAAAGCUCAAGAGCACCAAGGUGUUGUCCAUCCGAGCAGCUAAUAUUGUGGCCUGGGUCAACUACCUCAGCAACCUCACCUCCGAGAGGCAUAUCGAUGACCAAGCGAUGAAGGAGUGGCAGGCAAUGGACCCAGAGUGUCACAAGCGGACAACACACCGGAGGAUGCUGGUCUCGAGGAGCUCGGAGUUCUGGUGCCUGUUGUCCCUGACACAACUGUGCCGGGAUCAGGUGAUGAUGCACGAAACCCGGUGGAGCUACACCAUCCUGGACUACUCCCGGGAAGAUGUGCUUGCCAGCAACUUCCCCACCGCAUUUCUGUACACAAAGGGCGGCCUCCGUCCCCUGGGUAUGAGCAACCGGACCUUCUUCCAGCACGUGUCUACGCGUGUGCCACAGCGGCAACCUCCUCAUGCUCGCCCGCAUGGUGGAUGUGCUCAACAUGGAGGACGCAAAAGUGCAGACAUGGGUUACAGUGAAGUGCUGCCAGCAGGACAUCGACACGUCGCACGCAUCGACAUGACAGAUGCAUAUUACCACAACGUGCACGCCAAUCUACGUGGUGUAGCCACCGCAACCGGGCUGCCAAUCCUCAUGUUUAAUGUCAACCCCGCCGACUUGCACAGUGCGGCUGCAGUCGUGGCCGCUGGGCAGUUUCUGGAAUUUGGCGAGGAUGGUGCUCCGUUGUGGGAGGAGCGUGUCAUGGACAAGUGGUGGCGGGUGCGAAACAACCCCUACACCAGCCAAGCACUCCUCAACACGGUUAAGCUCGCCUUCAUGGACAUCCUUUUUGGUUUCAAACCUGGCGACAAGCGGCAGAGCAACCCCGACUGCUUCUGUGGCACCGUGUUCCACAUCUGCAUCUGUUACAUGGCGGCCCGUGGUGAGGAACUGCAUCUCUUCGCAGUGCCCUGCAUGAUGGCUGACUUUUGCAAUGCAACGCUCCGGUGCUGCUAUACUACACAUUCCUAA
Molecule: messenger RNA, 1881 nt
Organism: Volvox carteri f. nagariensis
Lineage: Eukaryota; Viridiplantae; Chlorophyta; Chlorophyceae; Chlamydomonadales; Volvocaceae
Exons: 5
Coding region: 1-1881 (626 amino acids)
Source: RefSeq, a predicted model, not a curated record